Ruditapes philippinarum (Manila clam) is the source of this 1803-nucleotide messenger RNA. RefSeq lists its product as uncharacterized. Gene Ontology annotation, biological process: DNA recombination; DNA integration. The record is from RefSeq and is a predicted model, not a curated record. The transcript has 2 exons. NCBI's taxonomy places the organism in Eukaryota, Metazoa, Mollusca, Bivalvia, Venerida, Veneridae. Gene Ontology annotation, molecular function: DNA binding. Bases 1 to 1803 code for a protein of 600 amino acids.
AUGGUGGCUAGUGAACCAGGGGUAGAUUAUGCUCCAUUAUUUUAUAAAGAUUUAGAACAUGAAAAAGAUGAGAAACUUGGUGUUUUCAAGGGUAAAUUUGACCAAAUGAUAACAUUAACAAAUGAAAGCAAAGACAUUUUAUACAAAUGGAUACAAUUUCUACCAUUAGCGAAAAAACCUAUUAUAAGAAAUGCCCCUGGUGUCAUUUUAUUCAGUGAUUCAAGCAAAACAGGUUGGGGUGGAGUUAAUAAAACAAACAAUACAAAUACUCGGGGAUUAUGGGAUGAAUUUGAAAAAGAGGAACAUAUUAAUAUUUUAGAACUUAAAGCAGCAAUGCUUACUAUACAAUCGUUGGCUGCGGAUGUUAAGAAUGAACAUUUGAGGAUAUAUAUGGAUAAUACAGUUGCAAUUGCUUAUAUAAACAAAUUUGGGGGGAAAUCCUUAAAUUUGCAUAAAGUAGCUAAAGAAAUUUGGUGGUGGUGCAAACAAAGGAAUAUCUGGUUAAGUGCCGCUCAUAUUCCAGGGAAAGAUAACUAUGAAGCAGAUAGAUUAUCUAGACAAGUUAAUGAAGAUAUAGAAUGGCAGUUAAAUCCAACAUAUUUUAAAAUGUUAGAACAGAAAUUUGAUCAGUCACUGUCUUCAGAAAAUAAUCCUCGACAGAGUGAAUUCAGCGGUAUUGAUUGCUCCAUUAUGGCCAACACAGGUGUGGUUCAGUCAAUUAUUACAACAGAUUUGUGCCCAGUCAUACAUUCUACCAAAACAACAAACGUUAAUUCUGCCAAAAAAUCCACACAAGCAACAUCCUGUUCAGAAGAUGCGACUGGGAGCCUUUGUCUUAUCAGGGAACAGCUCCAAAACAGAGGCCUAUCAGAAAAAACUAUCGAAAUUAUUUUACAAUCAUGGAAAACAUCAACAACAAAGCAGUAUGGGUCUUAUUUCAGAAAAUGGCUGCUUUUUUCAAGUUCAAAACAAAUUGAUUCACUUAACCCAUCUACAGUGACAGUUUUAGAAUUUUUAACUGAAUUAUAUGAAAGUGGGUUAGGCUAUAGUGCUAUCAAUACAGCGAAAUCUGCUAUUUCAUCUACAUGCAAAUUGAUAAAUGAUAAAGAUAUUGGUAAUGACAUUCUGAUUAAAAAGUUUAUGAGAGGGUUAUUCUCAAUCAGACCAACUUUGCCUAAAUAUGACAAUAUUUGGGAUGUAAAUAAAGUGUUGCAAUAUAUUUCUAGUCUUCCUAACAAUAAUGAACUGAGUUUAUUACAACUGUCUCAAAAAUUGUCAACUUUGUUUAUGUUGUUAACCGGACAAAGAUGUCAAACAAUUCAUUUAGUAAAAUUGUCUGAUUUACAGAUUUGUAAAGAACAAGUAGUUUGUCACGUAUCAGAAUUAGUGAAACAGUCUAAACCUGGGUUACAUGUGAAACCAAUGCAAAUUCGUAGAUACUACAAUGAUCCAAAAUUAUGUUUAGUGAAUACAUUGGAAACUUACAUUAUAAUUACAUCUAAACUUAGAGGGACUGAACUCAAAUUGUUUAUUUCAACUGUAAAACCCUUUAAGGCAGUGACUAAAACUACAGUUGCUAGAUGGAUAAAGCAAUUAAUGCAACAGUCUGGCAUUGAUGUGAACAAAUUUGGUGUUCAUAGUUGUCGUGCAGCAUCAACAUCAGCUGCUGCAAAUAGAGGUGUUCAAAUAGACUCUAUAAUGAAGGCAGCUGGAUGGAGUUCAGCAAAAACGUUUGCUCUAUACUAUAACAAAACUGUUGAACAAUCUUUUUCAGACGUAAUUUUAGAUGGUACAAACAUUUGA